UUUAGUCGCAGCGGCGAGCCGGGGGCGGGGCGCGAGGGAGCCGCUCAGUGCUUGCGCUGCGGGUGGAAGAGCGGAUGGAGGAGGCCUUGCCUUAGCGCGGCCUGGCUGCUCUCGAGCGGCGUGAGGAGGAGCCUUCCCUUCCGGUGCAAUAUGUUCAAGAGAAUGGCUGAGUUCGGGCCUGACUCUGGAGGGAGAGUAAAGGGUGUUACUAUUGUGAAGCCCAUAGUUUAUGGGAAUGUUGCACGCUAUUUUGGGAAGAAACGCGAAGAGGAUGGACACACACAUCAGUGGACCGUGUAUGUUAAACCCUAUAGAAAUGAGGAUAUGUCUGCCUAUGUAAAGAAAAUUCAGUUUAAGUUACAUGAAAGCUAUGGUAAUCCAUUAAGAGUGGUAACUAAACCACCAUAUGAAAUCACUGAAACCGGAUGGGGUGAAUUUGAAAUUAUCAUUAAAAUAUUUUUUAUUGAUCCUAAUGAGAGACCUGUGACUCUGUACCAUUUGUUGAAGUUGUUUCAGUCUGAUACUAAUGCAAUCCUGGGGAAGAAAACUGUAGUUUCUGAAUUCUAUGAUGAGAUGAUUUUUCAGGAUCCUACUGCAAUGAUGCAGCAACUCUUGACUACAUCUCGUCAAUUGACACUUGGUGCAUAUAAGCAUGAAACAGAAUUUGCCAAUGUAGAAGUAAAAACUCGGGAGAAGCUAGAAGCUGCCAAAAAGAAAACCAGUUUUGAGAUUGCUGAACUUAAAGAAAGAUUAAAAGCAAGUCGUGAAACUAUAAACUGCUUGAAAAAUGAAAUCAGGAAACUAGAAGAUGAUGAUCAGUCCAAAGAGAUAUGAUACCUGCAGUCCUUCUAAGGAAAUAAUCAUGGAACUAAUUAUGGGUCUUCAGAUUUUGUAGGGUCAACUGCAUAUUAUGGUUUUAGGCAUUUCUUUGCAAGGGGAGACCACUAUGUGCCAUUUGUUUUUAAGUAAUAUUUUCAUAGUUCAAAUGAAGGAUGUUUUAUCACUUAUUUUAAAUUAAACUAUUACCUCCAAACUGAAAAACUUAUUCUAAAGUGCAUCUGAGGUGAAAUGAAGAACAUAAACAUUCGUAUUAACUCUUCACUGUGCCAUAUAUGAAAUCUGGCCACAUGGUUGAUGUUCUGAUGUGAUGUUUAGUAAUAUUGUUUGUUUCAUGGGGUACUCAGCCAUUGACCUAGAUAAGUCUUUGGUGCAUAGGUAAGUAAAGUAACUGUUCUGUUCCAAGCAAAGUUACGUUCUUGGCUUCAAAAGACUUCGAUUUAAAUGGUGCUGUAAGUUUCAUGUAUCUGAAUCGUCUGAUAAAAGUGUCUGUGGACAAGGAAGAAUUGCUGUUGGAUUUACACAGGUUACGCUUGGCAAAUGAUAAAUCUUACAAUUUUUGUGCUAUGUGAAUUGCAUAUACUAGCCUUUUUAUUUGUUUUUUUAAUUCUGUGAAUAAAAGUAUUUUGGGAAUGAA
Sphaerodactylus townsendi is the source of this 1474-nucleotide messenger RNA. RefSeq names its product YEATS domain containing 4 (gene YEATS4). Lineage: Eukaryota; Metazoa; Chordata; Lepidosauria; Squamata; Sphaerodactylidae. The coding region runs from base 151 to 834 and encodes 227 amino acids. Gene Ontology annotation, biological process: regulation of DNA-templated transcription. The transcript is spliced from 7 exons. The record is from RefSeq and is a predicted model, not a curated record.